Molecule: messenger RNA, 5433 nt
Organism: Lemur catta (Ring-tailed lemur)
Lineage: Eukaryota; Metazoa; Chordata; Mammalia; Primates; Lemuridae
Gene: MTSS1
Product: MTSS I-BAR domain containing 1
Exons: 16
Coding region: 556-2955 (799 amino acids)
Biological process (GO): plasma membrane organization; adherens junction maintenance; positive regulation of actin filament bundle assembly
Cellular component (GO): cytoplasmic side of plasma membrane; actin cytoskeleton
Molecular function (GO): actin binding; phospholipid binding
Source: RefSeq, a predicted model, not a curated record
CCCCUCGGAACGUCCCCGGGAGCCCAGCCAGAGCGAGCGCCGGGGCCGGGCGCGCAGGAGUGAAAAGGAGGCGGCGGCCGCUGCUGCGAGCAACAGAUCCGGGCGCCGCGAGCAGACUCGCUCUGCUGUUUGGCGAUCUUUUUUCCUAUUUCAAAAAAAUUUACUGAAUUUGAAAAUCUUGCAUUUUUAAAUGGCGCUGGCCCCGGGUCAGAGGGCGGUUUUCUCUGCAUCAAGAUGGGCUUUGCCGUUUCCGUCGUGGGCACCAGUGGUGGCCUGAUUGUCAGUGUUCUCCCGGCGUUUUUAAGGCCAGGAGCCGAGCGCUGCAUGUAGGUGAAUCACCACCCUAUAGAGCGGUUUGGCUUUUUAAAUUAUUGCUGUUAUUAUUUUGGGCAGAGAACAGUCGAUCUCGUGCACGCCGUCCCCUCUGCAGAAGAGGCUGCCAGUCGGAGGUGGGUCGCUCGGAGGGUGAAAUUCCUCCCGGGGUGAGCGAGCCCCGGCCCCGCGCGCAGUCCAGCGGCCCCGCGUGUGUGUCCUCCCCCUGCCCGCGCCGGGAAAAUGGAGGCUGUGAUUGAGAAGGAAUGCAGCGCGCUCGGAGGCCUCUUCCAGACCAUCAUCAGCGACAUGAAGGGGAGCUAUCCAGUUUGGGAAGAUUUCAUAAACAAAGCCGGAAAGCUGCAGUCCCAGCUUCGGACAACAGUAGUAGCAGCAGCUGCCUUCUUGGAUGCCUUUCAGAAAGUGGCUGACAUGGCCACCAACACACGUGGUGGUACCAGGGAGAUCGGAUCCGCUCUCACCAGGAUGUGCAUGAGGCAUAGAAGCAUAGAAGCCAAGCUGAGGCAGUUUUCGAGUGCUUUGAUUGAUUGUCUGAUAAACCCACUUCAAGAACAGAUGGAAGAAUGGAAGAAAGUGGCCAACCAGCUGGAUAAAGACCACGCAAAAGAAUAUAAAAAAGCCCGCCAAGAGAUAAAAAAGAAGUCCUCAGAUACGCUGAAACUGCAGAAGAAAGCAAAAAAAGUGGACGCUCUCGGGAGAGGUGAUAUCCAGCCUCAGUUGGACAGCGCCCUCCAAGAUGUCAAUGAUAAAUAUCUCUUGUUGGAAGAAACAGAAAAGCAGGCCGUCCGGAAGGCUCUGAUUGAAGAACGAGGCCGAUUCUGCACCUUCAUCUCCAUGCUGCGGCCAGUGAUUGAGGAAGAAAUCUCAAUGCUGGGGGAAAUAACCCACCUUCAGACCAUAUCGGAAGAUCUAAAAAGCCUGACCAUGGACCCUCACAAACUGCCCUCCUCAAGCGAACAGGUGAUUUUGGACUUGAAAGGUUCUGAUUACAGCUGGUCCUAUCAGACUCCACCCUCUUCCCCCAGCACCACCAUGUCCAGAAAGUCAAGUGUCUGCAGCAGCCUGAACAGCGUCAACAGCAGCGACUCCCGGUCCAGCGGCUCCCACUCGCAUUCCCCCAGCUCGCAUUACCGCUACCGCAGCUCCAACCUGGCCCAGCAGGCGCCCGUGAGGCUCUCGAGCGUGUCCUCUCAUGACUCAGGAUUCAUAUCCCAGGACGCCUUCCAGUCCAAGUCACCGUCCCCCAUGCCACCAGAGGCCCCCAACCAGAACUCGUCCAGCUCGGCCUCCUCUGAAGCCUCCGAAACCUGCCAGUCAGUGAGCGAGUGCAGCUCUCCCACCUCAGUCAGCUCGGGCUCCACCAUGGGCGCCUGGGUGUCCACAGAGAAGUUGUCUAACGGGUUUUCUCACUGUAGUUUAUCAAGUGAUUCCCACGUGGGGCCCGUGGGUGCAGGCCUUUUCCCCCACUGCCUGCCUGCCUCCCGCCUGCUCCCUCGGGUCACCUCUGUCCACCUUCCAGACUACGCUCAUUAUUACACCAUUGGGCCCGGCAUGUUCCCGUCAUCUCAGAUCCCUAGCUGGAAGGACUGGGCUAAGCCAGGACCCUACGACCAGCCUCUGGUGAACACUCUGCAGCGCCGCAAAGAGAAGCGUGAGCCGGACCCCAACGGGGGAGGACCCCCUGCUGCGGGUGGCCCGCCUGCCGCCGCCGAGGAGGCUCAGAGACCACGGAGCAUGACUGUGUCUGCUGCCACCAGGCCUGGUGAGGAGAUGGAGGCUUGUGAGGAGCUGGCCCUGGCCCUGUCGCGGGGCCUCCAGCUGGACACCCAGAGGAGCAGCCGGGACUCGCUUCAGUGCUCCAGUGGCUACAGCACCCAGACGACCACCCCGUGCUGCUCUGAGGACACCAUCCCCUCCCAAGUUUCAGAUUAUGAUUAUUUCUCCGUGAGUGGUGACCAGGAGGCAGAUCAGCAGGAGUUCGACAAAUCCUCCACCAUUCCGAGAAACAGUGACAUCAGCCAGUCCUACAGACGGAUGUUCCAAGCCAAGCGCCCAGCCUCGACCGCUGGCCUCCCCACCACCCUCGGACCUGCUAUGGUCACCCCAGGGGUUGCAACCAUCCGCCGGACCCCUUCCACCAAGCCUUCUGUCCGCCGGGGGACUAUCGGAGCUGGUCCCAUCCCCAUCAAGACACCCGUGAUCCCUGUCAAGACCCCGACCGUCCCAGACCUCCCUGGGGUGUUGCCAGCCCCUCCAGAUGGGCCAGAGGAGCGGGGUGAGCAUAGCCCUGAGUCGCCACCUGUGGGUGAGGGCCCCCAAGGUGUCACCAGCAUGCCCUCCUCCAUGUGGAGUGGCCAAGCUUCCGUCAACCCUCCACUUCCAGGCCCGAAGCCCAGUAUCCCCGAGGAGCACAGGCAGGCGAUUCCCGAAAGUGAGGCUGAAGACCAGGAAAGGGAUCCCCCAAGUGCCACUGUCUCCCCAGGCCAGAUUCCAGAGAGUGACCCUGCAGACCUGAGCCCAAGAGAUACUCCACAAGGAGAAGACAUGCUGAACGCCAUCCGAAGGGGCGUGAAACUGAAGAAGACCACGACAAACGAUCGCUCGGCCCCUCGCUUCUCUUAGGCUCUCUUAGUCUCACAAGAAACGCUGCCAGUGGGGAAUGAACUGUUUAAUUAAUAAAACCUAAUUUGUCUUGAUCCAUUCCAAUCUAUAAUCUAACAAAAGAUUUUGUAGGCAACUCAGAAUACAGCUCUUUUGAAAGUACUCAACACCUUUAGAUAAGAAUUAAAAGCAACAUAUGUAACUGACAUAAUCUUGAUCUUUUAAUUUGUAAAUAUUGACAAUUUUCUUUCUGCACAUUUUAAUCUUAGUUUCCCUUUUGAUUUUUCUGAAGGUGCCAAAUUCCAUUUAACUUUUUUACAAGUCUUUGUAAAAUUUUAAAUGCAUAAGGGGGGUGGUUGGGGUAGGGAAACCAUGAAGUAGUUAAUUUCAGAAAAGAAUUUACUAUACUUCACUCUCUUUUUUUUCUGCAAGCUUUUGUAGAUGCAUUGUAGUAGUCUAGCUUAGAAGCAAAUUCAAGUUAUUUUAAUGUACAAACAACAUGGGUAAGAGGUAAAACCCUCAGUUAAAUAUACUGUGUUCUGAGGGAAAAAGCAGGAGUAACAAUUGAUGAGCAAUAUUCAGAGUGAAGUAAAUCUGGAAAUGGUAGACUGUGUUGGGAUUGGGGGGAGGGCCAUGGGAGGGGCACACUGUCAACAUAGCCGAUCCUGUCACAUUUAAGAGUAGCCUCGUAGGUUGAAUUUCUAGUAGCUUCAUGGUAAAUGCAUCCGAAUAAGCCAUACUGGAUUGCAGUGUUUGUUUCUGUAGGGUGUUUAAGGACUUCCUUUCUCCCACGAUUCCUCUUGACUGCACACAGCACCCACCUCCAAUCCCGUGCAUGCUGCUGCCACCAGGUAGACGUAGAGUGCCCCACUUUAGUUUCUCGUUGAUUGUACUCACUUUCAUUGAAUCCAAAUACAUCCAAAAGGGUAAGGCAGUUUAAAAAAUGUGAAAACAUUUUAAAAUGAUAGCAGGGAAUUCUUAGACAUAGCAAAUGCCUUUUACUUAACUGUGCCCAGCAGGCUGGGUGCGUUGAAAAGCCCAAAUAUUUUGAAAAAACUCGAGUGGAUUUAACAAGGGUAACCAGCUUGGAGUCUAGCAACUUGCCAAUGUGUUUACCAAUUUGGGGGCUUGUUUUUCUUAUCUUCUUUUAAAUCAAUAGCAGUUAAUUGGCUUCAUAUUAAACACUGAAGAGAGGAGGAUUUGUUUAUUGUCACUGGGAAUCUGACCACUAUACUGUCCUUUUUUGUAUUCUAGGUAAUGUUUUUUGGAAUGGAUUUGUCUUUUCUUUUUUAAGUGGAAGUUAAAUUUGUUAUAAUACCCAUCCCUUAAAGCCAACAGAGAUUUGUAGAUUUAAAGGGAUCACAUUUGGAGAAGGCAACAGUGUUUAAAAAAGAAAGCAAGCCCCUUUAGCAGUUGGGUCAGUUGACAGGGCACAUUUGUGACCAUACUUCUCAAGGAAGAGGAGUUUGGUGGGUCCCACACACCCUGCAGAUUUCUGUUGGCUCUGAUCCUCAAAGACAUAAUCUUAUGCUUUAAUACAUAACCGCAUUGGAUGUGACAGUAACGUACCUGUAUAGUCACUGUUCUAUAUAUUAACAUUUAACACUGCUGUGAUUGCUCAAGGACAUUUUAUGUUAUGGCUUUAAAGCAAAGGCAUGAUUAUUAGAAACUAUUUAAGCUUUUUUCUUUGAAAAACAAGCUCCUUUUACAGAAUAUAAGCAACAGUAGUGCCUGUGGUUUAGCCCACCAAUCUUGAUGACUAAAAGUAGCUGAUGCAUUGUGCAUAUGAUGCUUGAGAUGGUUUUUGCAAAAGCAGAAAUCGCUGCAAGGUAAUCACAAUAGAUAAAAGUGGUAUUUUAAACCUUUGAAAUAAAUGGAUGUAACUGUACCUUGGUACAGCUUUUCACUUGUUUAGUUUUUAAACGUUAGUAUAAUCGGAGUAAGUAUAAAAUGUUGCCAAAUUCAAUGUAGAAAGAAUGUGACAAGACACCUUGGGUAGUUCUGUUUGUGUUUUUGCAUAUUGUAAAAGCAGUGUCACAGCUAAAAAUAAAGAAAUCCUUUCUAAAGGUAAAUUAUUGUGGUUUAGUUGCUAGUUUGUACUGAGAGUUGAUCUCUCCCUGUGCAGUUUUUUGUUCUAAACGUGUAUAAAUAACAAUUGUGUAAUGUGUCUCCCUUCUACAUUGUAACAAUUGCUUCAGCCCACGUUAUAAAUAAAGAACCACUAGAGAAAAAAAAAGUUCUGUAUUUCAAGUCUUGUUAAAAUUCAGUUUGAGGUCUUAGUCAAAUGUUAGAAGAUGGACUGAGACUCAAAUUGAGCUUACUUGUAAAACUAACAAAAUACUAUUUUUGUGAUGGUUGAGCCAUAAGAACACUAGUUGCCUGAACUAUUAUUUGAGAACAGGUCCAAUAAGUUACAAGAACUAAAAUUAUCCAUUUGGGGUUGGCAGUUUUAAAAAUUGCUUUACCUUAAAAAUAAAAACAAAAAUGUCUUGAAACAUU